CUCGCUGAUCGCGGGCUCGGCGGCAACAUGUCUGUGGCGUUCGCAGCCCCGAGGCAGCGGGGCAAGGGCGAGAUCACGCCCGCCGCCAUCCAGAAGAUGCUGGAUGAAAAUAACCAUCUUAUUCAGUGUAUAAUGGACUAUCAGAAUAAAGGGAAGGCCUCGGAGUGCUCUCAGUAUCAACAGAUAUUGCACACAAACCUGGUAUACCUUGCUACAAUAGCAGACUCUAAUCAAAAUAUGCAGUCUCUCUUACCAGCACCACCCACACAGAAUAUGCCUAUGGGUCCUGGAGGGAUGAGUCAGAGUGGCCCUCCACCCCCUCCCCGGUCUCACAGCAUGCCUUCAGAUGGAAUGGUGGGUGGGGGCCCUCCUGCACCACACAUGCAGAACCAGAUGAACGGCCAGAUGCCUGGGCCUAACCAUAUGCCAAUGCAGGGACCUGGACCCAAUCAGCUCAGCAUGACAAACAGCUCCAUGAAUAUGCCUUCAAGUAGCCACGGCUCCAUGGGAGGUUACAACCAUUCUGUGCCAUCGUCCCAGAGCAUGCCCGUGCAGAACCAGAUGACAAUGAGUCAGGGGCAGCCAAUGGGAAACUAUGGUCCCAGACCAAACAUGAAUAUGCAACCAAAUCAAGGUCCCAUGAUGCACCAGCAGCCUCCUUCUCAGCAGUACAGCAUGCCACCUGGAGGUGCACAGCAUUACCAAGGACAGCAGGCACCCAUGGGGCUGAUGGGUCAAGUUAACCAAGGCAGUCACAUGAUGGGCCAGAGACAGAUGCCUCCCUACAGACCUCCGCAACAGGGCCCACCACAGCAGUACUCAGGCCAGGAAGACUAUUAUGGGGACCAAUACAGUCAUGGUGGACAAGGUCCUCCAGAAGGCAUGAACCAGCAAUAUUACCCCGAUGGUCAUAAUGAUUACGGUUAUCAGCAACCGUCGUAUCCUGAACAAGGCUACGAUAGGCCUUAUGAGGAAUCCUCCCAACAUUACUACGAAGGAGGAAACUCACAGUAUGGCCAACAGCAAGAUGCUUAUCAAGGAGCGCCUCCACAGCAAGGGUACCCGGCCCAGCAGCAGCAGUACCCAGGGCAGCAGGGCUACCCAGGGCAGCAGCAGGGUUAUGGUCCUUCCCAGGGCGGUCCAGGCCCUCAGUAUCCUAAUUAUCCUCAGGGUCAAGGUCAGCAGUAUGGGGGCUAUAGACCAGCACAGCCAGGACCACCCCAGCCACCCCAGCAGAGGCCUUAUGGGUAUGACCAGGGACAAUAUGGGAACUACCAGCAGUAAAAAUAUCCUUACAUUCCAAUAGCCAGUACGUAUUAGUACCACAUUGUCACAACUCUGCACCGCGGACACCCCCUGGGAAGACUCCUUCCAUUCCAACUAGGUUUUGGAAAAACCUUUGGCUAAGUGGCUGCUUCAUCAGCAAGUAGCUUUUAUGUUUAGUUUGUAAAGGCUUUCGUAGCUGCCAGUGCACCUGAUUUCACAUCUCUACUCUAGAUGGCAACAUUGGACAGAAAAUGCAUUGACAUAAGGAAUUUGCAGCGAUUUCGGAACUGUGUUCCAAAUGGACUGUCACAGACUGAAAGGGGUGAACAGCUUUUUGUGUUCACGAAGGUUGAGGGGGUUUCAUACUUUUCCACAGAUUAUUUUGUAAGGGGAAGGGGGAAAUGUACACUUUUUACAGCAGCAAUAUUUUGUCUAUUAUGUUUAUUUCAUGUGAUAAAUAUGCAAAGCGGUACACUACACACUGGGCAGAAUCAGAUCCCCUGUUAAUGUGGAGUGUGGUAGAUGCUCUGAAGCCAGGAGAGGGGAGGCAGAAACCCACCACAGGCCCACCCGCUGUUAGUUAUCUACCAGAUUAACAAGGGCACUGUGAUACAGUUUUUGAGUACAAAGACAUUUUUUAAAAAGCCUUCCAGUUUUGUGCAUUAAAACCUUUUUGUAAAGAUGAUUUAUAAUACUGUUUUCAAAUGCAAGGCAAUAAUUAUGUUGCAUCUGUGAACUUUGGCAGGUUUGUGUGAAUGAAGAGGGAAGCGUCUCUUAAAACAGCAAUAACUGAAAAGGAGAAAGCGAUCAGGGAGCUUAGUACUGUCAGCAUGUUUGUAACCACUCAGAGAGGAGUCAGCAUUGAUCUCAUCUUACUGGUUUUUAACAUUAACAUCAUUGGUUCAUGGAGCAGAGAAGAGCAGUCCAGGCGACUUUACAUGCCUGUGUAUUAACUUUCUUAAUUGGGCAUUAGCAAAGGGGCACCUCUACGUUCCUCUCUCUUCAGCUUGGUUGAUAUAAGAGGAAAUGCUUAUGAUGGCGUGUCUGAUUCGUACUGGAAGCCUAGAGGUGGCAUUUUACGGUUUCUUGUUUUUUAAGCACAACAUACUUAAUCAUUAUUUGAGACUGAUUAUUUUAGCUAAAUUUGAGGAUAUGGCACCGGACAAGAAAACAUGUCCUGAGAGAUUUCUAGACACAUCUAUUUAUGCAUACUUUGAAAAUAUCUAGCCCAAAGGUAAGUUGCUGUGUCCUCACAGUUGUCUGCAUCCAGGGAAUAUGACUGACUAGAACACAUUCUUUGUAAUUGAAUUAGUUUUUGCCAUUUCUAACUGCAAACAGAACAGAAGGGGUGCCAUACAUUCAAAGAAGCAAAGCAUACUGUCCUCAACAUACUGUAAUGAAAAAAAGGGGUUUCAGUGUGUCUGUCUGAGAGUGUGUGUGUUUAAGGUCAGAGUAUAGGGUGUUCUUCAACUUGGUCAGUAGACAAUAGGCAUCAAGUGUGAACAGAUGAGGCAUGCAAAGCCUUCUUGUGACGGAGAUGCUUAUAAGUUCUGUGCCAGGUUCUCCACCACUGUGUACUUUAUUGCUAUUUAAAACUGUAUCAACUCUAACGAAAAUAAAUUAUUUGUGAUUUUAA
Molecule: messenger RNA, 2902 nt
Organism: Grammomys surdaster
Lineage: Eukaryota; Metazoa; Chordata; Mammalia; Rodentia; Muridae
Gene: Ss18
Product: SS18 subunit of BAF chromatin remodeling complex
Exons: 11
Coding region: 28-1284 (418 amino acids)
Biological process (GO): positive regulation of transcription by RNA polymerase II
Cellular component (GO): nucleus
Molecular function (GO): transcription coactivator activity
Source: RefSeq, a predicted model, not a curated record